Molecule: messenger RNA, 1041 nt
Organism: Mobula hypostoma (lesser devil ray)
Lineage: Eukaryota; Metazoa; Chordata; Chondrichthyes; Myliobatiformes; Myliobatidae
Product: probable G-protein coupled receptor 139
Exons: 4
Coding region: 1-1041 (346 amino acids)
Biological process (GO): phospholipase C-activating G protein-coupled receptor signaling pathway
Cellular component (GO): plasma membrane
Molecular function (GO): G protein-coupled receptor activity
Source: RefSeq, a predicted model, not a curated record
AUGGCAGCCAUUGGAGUUCCUGUGAAUUUACUGGCGAUUAUCAUCCUGCCCCGGGGUAAAUGCGGCCUCUCCACCUGCACCACUCGUUACCUGGUGGCUAUGGCGGUGGCGGAUCUACUGGUCAUUGUCAUUGAAGUAAUCCUGAGUCAAAUCAAAUAUCAUUACUUCCCACUGAGUUUCCUGGACAUCACUCCUGUGUGCGCUGUGUUACCUGUUAUCCACGUACUCCGUCGAAUAACCACAAAUUGUUCAGUCUGGUUCACCGUCACAUUCACCUUUGAUCGAUUUGUCGCCAUUUGUUGUCAGAAGCUGAAAACUAAAUAUUGCACCGGGAAAACUGCGGCUGUGGUGCAAAUAACAACCGGACUUCUUCUGUGUCUGAAAAAUAUUCCGUUUUACUUCGCAACGGAACCUGGGAAGAUUAUUGACAACCUCCCGUGGUUCUGCGGUCCCAAGCCAAGCUACUUCACUGACAAAGGUUGGCUUGGACUUGACUGGUUCGAUACUGUUUUAACACCAUUGCUCCCAUUCGCUAUAAUUCUGCUGCUCAACGCUCUGACAGUCCGGCACAUAUUGGUGGCCAGUCGUGUCCGGAGGGGGCUCAGAGGUCAGAGCAAACGGGAGAACAGUAGAGACCCGGAGAUGGAGAACAGGAAGAGGUCUGUGAUUUUACUCUUCACCCUCUCUGGCAGCUUCAUCCUCUUGUGGCUGACGGUUGUCGUAGAAUUCGUCUAUUACCAGGUCAAAGGGACAGGAGAGGCCAGCAUUGGUUCCGAAAAUGUUUUGGCACAAGUUGGCUACGUGUUAGCGAACGUAAGUUGCUGCACCAACACCUUUAUCUACGCAGUGACUCAGUCCAAGUUCAGGGAGCAGGUGGACGGGCUCCGCAACAGCUCAGCUCCAACUUGUCUCCACUCCGCUCGCUCCAACUUCGCCUCCGACCCCAACUUCUCACGGAACACCUUCAGAACUCCGGCCUGCGGAGCCUGCAUGAAAGUGAUUGAUGGAAAUUACAGAAAGGCGAGGAGCAGCGGGCUUUGA